Opisthorchis viverrini is the source of this 456-nucleotide messenger RNA. RefSeq lists its product as hypothetical. Lineage: Eukaryota; Metazoa; Platyhelminthes; Trematoda; Opisthorchiida; Opisthorchiidae. The transcript is spliced from 2 exons. Gene Ontology annotation, cellular component: cytosolic small ribosomal subunit; ribosome. Gene Ontology annotation, molecular function: structural constituent of ribosome; mRNA 5'-UTR binding; small ribosomal subunit rRNA binding. Gene Ontology annotation, biological process: ribosomal small subunit assembly; translation; maturation of SSU-rRNA from tricistronic rRNA transcript (SSU-rRNA, 5.8S rRNA, LSU-rRNA). Bases 1 to 456 code for a protein of 151 amino acids. The record is from RefSeq and is a predicted model, not a curated record.
AUGGCUGCGAGGCGAAAAGUGAAGAAGGUUGUCGAGGAGCAAGUGUCUUUGGGGCCGCAAGUGGCUGAAGGUGAAUUCGUCUUCGGUAUAUGUCAUAUAUAUGCCUCUUUCAACGAUACUUUUGUUCACGUUACGGACCCUACCGGUGCGGAAACAAUUGUCCGGGUUACCGGGGGAAUGAAAGUCAAGGCGGACCGUGAUGAAUCUAGUCCUUAUGCUGCUAUGCUAGCCGCACAAGACGUUGCGGAAAAGUGCAAACUCCUGGGGAUAAAUGCUCUGCACAUUAGAAUUCGAGCUACUGGUGGAACUAAGGCUAGAACACCCAGUCCAGCUGCGCAAUCGGCUCUUCGAGCGUUGGCUAGAUCAGGCAUGCGUAUCGGUCGCAUCGAGGACGUCACACCCAUUCCAACUGACAGCACCAGACGAAAGGGUGGUCGACGUGGUAGGCGUUUGUAA